CCACAAGGAGCUAUUGGCCAGCUAGUCCCUCAAAUGGAGCUAAAGUAGAUGAUCCAGUGAUGGGCAUAUAUGUACAGCGAUGGGGAGACUCACAGAACACAACUGUUGGUGACAUACACAGGUACGACUAUUUUAGUACUUGUAAUGACGUUUCAACUUUCCCUCGGCCUCGAUUUGCGAGCGAGUUUGGUUUUCAGAGCUAUCCUUCAUUUUACUCGCUCUCAACGAUUUCAAAACCCGACGAUUGGAGCAAUGACUCACCAUUCUUUACUAGCCAUAGACAGCAUCAUCCUGACGGUAAUAAGCAAAUGCAGAACAUGAUGGCUAAAUUUUUUCAUCUACCAAACAAUACUGAUUCAGUUCAACAGUUUAAAGACUUCAUCUACUUAUCUCAAGUUGUUCAAGUUAUAUGCAUAGGAUCAGAGGCUGAGCAUUAUCACAGGUUACUGAGUGAAGCUGGGGCAUACACUCGUGGUACACUGUACUGGCAACUAAACGAUAUCUGGCAGGCCCAGACCUGGUCCUCUGUUGAAUAUGCUGGAAGAUGGAAGUUACUGCAUUAUGCAAUGAGGAGGAUUUAUUCUGAUGUCUCUGUCACUGCGUAUCAAUUGAAUGGCUCUAUUGCAGUUUAUGUCACUGUCGAUGAUCCACAGAUGACUGCUAAGUAUUCACUUUCAGUUGACAUCAUAUCUUGGGAUGGUAAAACAGUAUCUCAGAAGAGUAUGCCAAAUUUACAAUCUGAAGGAUUUACAGGAACACAAGUAGCUGAAUACAAGAUUAGUGAUAUAUUUCAAGGAAGCCUGACAGUAAAUGAUGCUUAUCUACAUAUUUGGAUAACUGAAGAUGGUUCGAAUACAAUCCUUUCUUCUACUCAUUUCUUUCCUGGAAACUUUACAAAAAUAAAUCUUCCUUCAGCUAAAAUAAUAGUCAGUAAUGUGACGUCAAUAUCAUCAAAUGAAGUAUCGUUUAGUCUUCAAUCUGAUGCAACUGCAGUUUAUGUGAUGUUGGACAGUGGAGCUUUGGAAGGAUAUUUCAGUGAUAAUGGAUUCUUAAUGACUCCAAAUACAGUCUACAGCAUGACUUUCACUUCCUGGUCUGACAUUUCAACUCAAGACUUUAGCAAGAACAUAGUAACAAGGUCACUGGUUGACACUUACUAGUUGCACUCAAUUGAACUUAAAACAUAAUUUGAUAAAAAACCAAAAUUAUUAUUAUUUCCUUUAUGCUGUGCUAUUAUUGCUGAGAUGUGGUGUGUGUGAUGUUGAUUUUGACAAA
Molecule: messenger RNA, 1275 nt
Organism: Amphimedon queenslandica
Lineage: Eukaryota; Metazoa; Porifera; Demospongiae; Haplosclerida; Niphatidae
Product: beta-mannosidase-like
Exons: 11
Coding region: 60-1160 (366 amino acids)
Biological process (GO): glycoprotein catabolic process
Molecular function (GO): beta-mannosidase activity
Source: RefSeq, a predicted model, not a curated record